Messenger RNA from Echinostoma caproni, 228 nucleotides. The record is from the annotation of a GenBank genome assembly. Lineage: Eukaryota; Metazoa; Platyhelminthes; Trematoda; Plagiorchiida; Echinostomatidae.
AUGCUAACAGUACCAGACCGGAGUCAACGUCAGUCACUCCUAUCUCAGUUGUGCAAAGCUGCAGUGUGGCUAGUGACUACCGUGCGAAGUGCAUUUUGUGAGCCCCAACUGUUAAAUCGAAUUCGUCAAUCGGCCAACAAACCCGGUUCAAGUCAGUCCACAGAAGCCCAUAAACUGGCUCAAAGCUAUUUGGACUUUAUGAUCCAAAUGUUGAACUAUCGUCAGUAA